AUGGCCUACACACCGCGAACCGAUUUCGAUGGCAACGCGACUUACAUGACCAAUGGCUAUCGCAGUGUUGGACGAACACACCUAUCGGCUCUUGACUCGGUAGAAAACUCAUUCCAUACUCCAACCAAGGACAACGACGUGAUUAGGGGAUUUGGUCCGCGCAAACGCGUCUCUGAUGGCUCCAAAGUCGGCACUCCACGUGCCAACAUGACUUCCAAGUCCAGCAGAAGCGCUUUGAGAAACCUCCCCGCGACAAUGGGGAAAGGAGAGUUCACGCCACUCAUGAAAAGCGCGACUAAAAACAACUUUCUCAAGAAUAUGUCCACGCGGGGAGGUGACGGUCCGAAGACGCCGGGUUAUCGAGAAAACAGUCGAGGCGGUGCCACCCCUGGGCUGACUCAAAACAUGUCGGAUAUCUACGAGGAAGAUGGUACUACCGAACAUCAAACCCCACAACCUCAGGUUAUGAGCAGCAGUGCGCCAAGCUCGCCUCUCCCCGGGGGCCUCAUGGGACGAAAUGGGGGAGGAAUGCUUGGGGAUGGAAAUCCGACUUUGAAGGAGCAAGAAAAAAUCAUUGACCGGCUUGACAAAGACAACUGGAACUUGAAACUCAAAUGCCAUUUUUUCGAGGAGCAGCUUUCCAAGGCUGGUCCGGAAAUAAACAGUCUGGCCAUGAAAGAAAAUACAGAGCUCAAAGUUACAAAAGUGACAUUGCAGCGCGAGGUGGCCCGCUACAAAAAAGGUGUAAUACUAGCAGAGCGCGAGUUGGAGGACUACCGUCAACAACUAGCGGACAUGAGAGAACGAUCUCGACGAAAACAAACUGACGAAGAAGUUCAGCGUGAGAUGGAUCUCAUGCAAAGUGAAAUCGACACAAGGGACAACGAACUCAGAGAUCUACGAGAAGAACUGAGACAGGCCAAGAACGACAAGUCUCAGGAGUUGGAAAAGCUCCGCGAUGAGGUGGAGGACCUGGAAGCUGAGUUGAGGGCAAAGGAUCGGGCCAUCGACGUACGCGACGAGGAGCUCGAGGAAUUGAGACAGCAAUCCUCACGAAAAGAAUCCGACGAAGAUAUGCAGCGUGAAAUAGACAGCUUGCGGGAGGACCUCGAUUCAAAGGAGAUUGAGGUCAAUGAACUCCGAGAUGAAGUGCGGCUGGUCGCGAAUGGCAGGUCUCAUGAGUUAGAGAAGCUCAGAGAUGACAUCCAGGACUUGGAAGCUACAAUCAGGGAGAAGGAACGAGCCAUCGAUGAACGUGAUGAACAACUGGAGAAGCUGAAAGCAAAUGAAAAGUAUCAACAGGACCUGAAGAGUGACGCCGGGAUGUUAAGCAGGGAUCUUGACUCUGCACGGCGAGAACGAGACUUAGCCCAACAAGAACAAGAAAGGAUCUCCAGCCGCUUGAAUGUAGCUCUCGAUGACCUCCAGCGCCAAGCAGACGAAAAGGAGCUUCUGCAGAAUCGACAUCAAGCUCUCACAGACGAGUCAGGCGGCCUGCAAGUCGAACUUGCCCGAGCGCAGUCUAGAAUCGAGGAACUCCAGCUACACAUGAAGAGCAACUCUGGGCAAUUAGGCGAAGAGCUUGAAAAAGUAAGGCGGGAACGGGACUUACUUCAGCGGGAUAAGGAAUUCCAUCAGAAGGAGCAUGACAAGAUCUCCCUUCGCCUGACAUCAGCUCUGGAAGACCUCAACCGCCAAGCAUCCGAGAACAAGCGUCUUCAAGAUCAAGAACACACUCUGAAUGAUAAAUUGAGAGACUUACAAAACGAGUUUGCUAGGGCGGAGUCCAGAAUCAACAGACUUCAGCAAGACUUCAAGAGCAACUCUGGCAAAUUAGGCGGAGAUCUUGACUCCGCCAGACGAGAACGAGACGCAGCUCAGCAGGAACAUGACAAUGUCUCCUCCCGCCUACAAGCAGCUCUCGAUGACCUCAAGCACCAAGAAAUCGAGAAAGAGCUUUUGCAGGAUCGACAACAAGUCCUCACUGAUGAAGUGGGAGACCUGCAAAGCGAGCUUGCCGGGGCGAAGUCUAGGAUUGAAGACCUCCAACAGAGCCUGGCAGAUGAGCAAGAAUACGGCAAAGGUCAGCAACAGAAACGAUCAUCUGACAACAUAGGCCAACUGCAAAAGGUAGUUGCCGAGAGGAACACGAUACGAGAGGAGCUUGCUCAGGCCCACGUUGAAUUGCACGACCUGCGAAGGUCGGCAACUGAGGUGGAAAUUGAGCGCGAUGAGCUCCAGGCUCAGCUUGAGCUGGAGGUUCUCCAACAACAACAACGCCCGGAAAAUGAGCUGUCGCUUGGACACAGAGACCUAUCCGCCCUUCGGCAGAGCCUAGAGGAAGCUCGAAAGCGGGAGAAGAACUUCCUGCUGAGAGAAAAUGAGCAAAAGGCGGGGAUACGAACUCUCAAGUCCCAAAUCGUUGAACUUGAAAAGGAUCUGCAUGAGGCACACAUCACAAAAUUCAACUCCAACUCAGUCCACAACUCGCCCUAUGAAAAGACCUAUGAGGAGAUUCGAAAUCUACGAAAGCAGCUUUCAGAUACACACCGGUCUCUCAAGGAAGUCCGGUCCAAGAAUCGUGAUUUGGAGCGUGCUGCUUUGAGAGAAGAAGAUCAGAAAGACCUGCAUGAGCUCCUCAAGUCUUCGACGCUUGAAGCCGAGUCUCUCGCACUCAAGGUCUCAGAGCGAGACACGCGUUUGAACGAGCUCAAGGUCCAGGUUCGUCGGAUCCGCGAAGAGCGGGCUUACUGCGUACGAAAAGUCGAAACAGCAAACAAAGAACUAGAAGUAUUGCAGCAGCGUUACGACGAAGCAAUACAACAAGUCUCCCUGGGCAAAUCGACGACAAGACACGAAAAGGAGAUGCGAGGCCUUGGCAAAGAAAUAAUUUGGCUCCGAGCCCGCUUACAACGAGAACAGAAGUUCCGUCGUGACCUAGCCUGGAGUAAGGGCCUAAUGGAACUUGGUGAACGAGUCCGCAUAGCAUGCAACUCAGCCGACCUUCGUAUGAUUAACGAAAUGGGAGUAGACGCCCAAGACCGCACUUCCACAGGAUCACCUCGCCACAAAUUCCGUUCUGCAAUCUCCCUCGUCAUGGCUACUGUCCGCAUGAAACGGAUGUGUCAGGACUGGCAACGGACCAGGAAGAUAGGCGAGGGGCUGAAGCGAGCUAAAUCUGAGAUGCUUAAGCGUCGAGAAGCCUCAAAUAAGAGUCUUCUUGGGCUGUAG
Penicillium taxi is the source of this 3231-nucleotide messenger RNA. Its product is annotated as putative spindle-pole body protein (Pcp1). Gene Ontology annotation, cellular component: microtubule organizing center. NCBI's taxonomy places the organism in Eukaryota, Fungi, Ascomycota, Eurotiomycetes, Eurotiales, Aspergillaceae. Bases 1 to 3231 code for a protein of 1076 amino acids. The transcript has 3 exons. The record is from RefSeq and is a predicted model, not a curated record.